UCUCGUCCCAGUGGAAUAGAAGAUGAACUCAACUGAAUUCAGUGAAGAUGUAGAAGAAGUUCUAAAAAAUAACCCUGUGAAGGUAGAGAGCGGCGAUGCUGCGCUGGACUGCUCCCGGAACUCCAGGGCCUCUGAGAAGCACCCUCUGGACAGCGUCCUCACUGCCCUCCACGAUUCCAGCAAGCGGAAGCAGCUGGGCAGCGACGGCCAGCCAGACUCUGUCCCCAGUGUGAAGAGGAGGCGGUUGAUACCCGAGGCCCUCCUGGCUGGCAUGCGCACCCGUGAGAACAGCUCACCCUGCCAGGGAAAUGGAGAGCCUGCCAGCAGGGGCAGGAGUGGGAGUUGUGUGUGGCCUGCAGAAGAGGAGCCUGCCACUGAGGCCACCACACCUUCCUACAAGAAACCCCUGUACGGCAUCUCCCACAAGAUCAUGGAGAAGAAGAACCCUCCCUCGGGAGAGCUGCUCAGCCCCUAUGAGCUCUUUGAGAAGGCAAACUCCAGCAGCAGCCCUUCUCCUCUGCGCCUGCUCAGUGAGUCUCAGAAGCGGGAAUGUGGUGUCGGGGUUGCCACCGAUGGGGACCCCAAUAUCUACUUCCUGAUCCAGAAGAUGUUCUAUAUGCUCAACACUCUCACGUCUAACAUGUCCCAGCUUCACAGCAAGGUGGACCUGCUCUCCCUUGAGUUGACCCGUGUCAAGAAGCAGGUGAGCCCGUCUGAGCUGGUGGCCAAGUUCCAGCCUCCACCAGAGUACCAGCUCACUGCUGCGGAGCUGAAACAGAUCGCUGAGCAGAGCCUGUCCUGCGGCGACCUAGCCUGUCGCCUGCUGGUGCAGCUCUUCCCUGAGCUCUUCAGCGACUUGGAUUUCUCCCGGGGCUGCAGUGCCUGUGGCUUUGCCGCCAAGCGGAAGUUAGAGUCACUGCAUCUCCAGCUCAUCCGCAACUAUGUGGAGGUCUACUACCCCUCCGUGAAGGACACAGCCGUGUGGCAAGCUGAGUGCUUGCCACAGCUGAACGACUUCUUCAGCCGCUUCUGGGCCCAGAGGGAAAUGGAAGACAGCCAGCCAGGCGGCCAGGUCACCAACUUCUUUGAAGCAGACCAAGUGGAUGCCGGCCAUUUUCUGGACAACAAGGACCAAGAGGAAGCUCUGUCUCUGGAUCGCAGCAGCACCAUCGCCUCGGACCAUGUGGUGGACACACAGGACCUCACCGAGUUCCUAGAUGAAGCCUCCUCUCCAGGUGAGUUCGCUGUGUUCCUGCUGCACCGGCUCUUCCCGGAGCUGUUCGACCACCGGAAGCUGGGGGAGCAGUACAGCUGCUACGGAGAUGGAGGCAAGCAGGAGCUGGAUCCCCAGAGGCUGCAGAUCAUCCGCAACUACACGGAGAUCUACUUUCCCGACAUGCAGGAGGAGGAAGCUUGGCUGCAGCAGUGUGCCCAGCGCAUCAAUGAUGAGCUGGAGGGCCUGGGGCUGGAGGGAGGCAGCGAGGGGGAGGCGCCGCGGGACGACUGCUACGACUCCUCUAGCCUGCCGGACGACAUCUCAGUGGUCAAGGUAGAGGACAGCUUUGAAGGUGAGCGGCCUGGCCGGCGCUCCAAGAAGAUCUGGCUGGUGCCCAUUGACUUUGACAAGCUAGAGAUUCCACAGCCUGACUUCGAGAUGCCAGGUUCAGACUGCCUUCUGAGCAAGGAGCAGCUGCGUAGCAUCUACGAGAGCAGCCUGUCCAUCGGCAACUUUGCCUCCCGCCUGCUGGUGCAUCUGUUCCCGGAGCUCUUCACCCACGAGAACCUGCGCAAGCAGUACAACUGCAGCGGCUCCCUGGGCAAGAAGCAGCUGGAUCCUGCCCGCAUCAGGCUGAUCCGCCACUACGUGCAGCUCCUCUACCCGAGAGCCAAGAACGACCGUGUGUGGACCCUGGAGUUUGUGGGCAAGCUGGACGAGCGCUGUCGGCGCAGGGACACGGAGCAGCGACGCUCCUACCAGCAGCAACGCAAGGUCCAUGUGCCUGGCCCCGAGUGCCGGGAUCUAGCAAGUUAUGCAAUCAACCCCGAGAGGUUCCGUGAGGAGUUUGAGGGGCCCCCGCUGCCUCCUGAAAGGAGCAGCAAAGACUUUUGCAAAAUACCCUUGGACGAGCUGGUGGUCCCCUCACCUGACUUUCCGGUGCCUUCCCCCUACCUGCUGUCAGACAAGGAGGUACGUGAGAUCGUGCAGCAGAGCCUGUCGGUGGGUAACUUCGCCGCCCGCCUCCUGGUCAGGCUCUUCCCCGAACUCUUCACGGCAGAGAACCUUCGACUGCAGUACAACCACUCCGGGGCUUGUAACAAGAAGCAGCUGGACCCCACGAGGCUGAGGCUCAUCCGCCAUUACGUGGAAGCUGUCUACCCCGUGGAGAAGAUGGAAGAGGUGUGGCACUAUGAAUGUAUACCCAGCAUCGAUGAGCGGUGUCGACGUCCCAACAGGAAAAAGUGCGACAUCCUCAAGAAAGCCAAGAAAGUGGAGAAAUGACAGGGCUGGGGCUGCCCAGGGACUUGGGUCACCACGGACUGAGCAAUGGGUGCCCUUGGGACUGAGCGUCGCUCACUCGGGAGCUCGCGAAUGGUAUCGCAGACAGGCACCUUAUGCCAGUGGGGAGUGGUUUCCUACAUUUGCACACGUAAACACCUCCCCAGCCACAAGAAAGAAGCCUUGAAUUUGGUCUUUUGUAUUCAUGAUUUUGUUCUGUCUUUCCUGGUGGCACAGCUGGAGUUUGUG
Molecule: messenger RNA, 2746 nt
Organism: Grammomys surdaster
Lineage: Eukaryota; Metazoa; Chordata; Mammalia; Rodentia; Muridae
Gene: Bend3
Product: BEN domain containing 3
Exons: 4
Coding region: 23-2500 (825 amino acids)
Biological process (GO): rDNA heterochromatin formation
Cellular component (GO): heterochromatin
Molecular function (GO): DNA binding
Source: RefSeq, a predicted model, not a curated record